UGCCAACGGGUACCGGCUAGUACAGGCGGGUAUGGUGGUGGAUUAUGGCUGGGCCGUGAUCUGCCUCCGCAACUCUCUGUGCAGACCACAGCGGGGCAGAUCACAGAUAGAGAGAGAGAGAGAGAGAGAGAUCAGUAUCGGCAGCACUCGGCGCGCACAGAGAGGUGCAGCAGAGCCCGAGAGACAGACACGGUGAUGCGGCGACACAUGGCAGCCUGUAGCCCGCAUGCUCUGACUGACUGCGGCGUCCGCUUUUUUUUGUUUUUUUCUCCAUUCCCCCGGAGAACAGGAGAAGCUGCCGGAACACUGAGAUGCUGAGAGACGCUGCCGGGAGGCUGGAGGCUGCCGCAACCCCCCCCCCGACCAGGAUCCAUAUAAACAAGCUGUGAAGAGAGACCACGGGGGACUACACAGACUGCUGAUCGGAUAGCCUGCUUGAUCACAUUGCUUCUUGUGUGCCUGAGGAUUUUCUUUUUUUUUUAUCCCUGCUGAGCCACCGUAGCGAUGGGAGAUAACGUGUCCAAGCGGCUGAAGCUGAUCUCGGCUACAGAGGCAGAGAUGGAGGAGCGAUCCUUUCCAAACCCGUACCCAGACUGGGACCCAGGAGCCCUCACCUCCGGCUCCGGAGCAGAAGAAGAUUACAAUGAACCAUUUGAUGCAGAAGGAAAGGUGAGCGCAUCAUUCCAGAAGAAGGUCCAGAAUAAGAUCAAAGAUCUCCUCCAGCAGAUGGAGGAGGGCCUGAGGACCGCCGACCCCCAUGACUUCUCAACCUACACCGGAUGGACAGGCAUUGCCUUGCUGUACCUCCAGCUGCACCGGGUGUCCCAAGAGGCCACCGACCUGCAGAGGGCACUGGACUACGUGAAGCGGACCAUGAGGAUCCUGAACGGCCGUAAAGUGACAUUCCUGUGCGGCGACGCAGGGCCCCUGGCAGUAGGCGCGGUGGUUCACCACAAACUGAACAACACUGCUGACAGCCAAGACUGCCUGUCCAGGCUCCUCCAGCUGCAGCGGUCCGUGCUGAGUCCAGACUCCGAGAUGCCGGAUGAGCUGUUGUACGGCCGAGCCGGCUACCUUUACGCUCUGCUCUACGUCAACAAAGAGAUGGGAGCUGACACGGUGGAUGAGAGCACCGUUACCACGGUGGCAAUGGCCAUCGUGGAAUCGGGGAAGAACAUGUCGGCAGAGCAGAAGAAGACGGAGCGCUGCCCCCUGCUCUAUGAAUGGCACAAGAAGCAGUACAUCGGCGCUGCCCACGGCCUGGCUGGCAUCUUCUACAUGCUCAUGCAGCCGGGAGCAAAGGUCCACCCGGACGUUCUGUCGGAGCUGAUCCGUCCCAGCAUCGACUACGUCCGCCACAAGAGGUUUCGCUCGGGGAACUUCCCGUCGUCGCUGAGCAACGAGAGCGACCGGCUGGUUCACUGGUGCCACGGAGCGCCCGGUGUCGUCCACAUGCUCAUCAUGGCUUAUAAGGUGUUCGAAGAGGAGAAGUACCUGAAGGAGGCUGCAGAUUGCGCUGAGGUGAUCUGGCAGCGGGGCCUGCUCAGAAAAGGCUACGGCAUCUGCCACGGCACCGCCGGCAAUGCCUAUGCCUUCCUGUCCCUGUACAAGCUCACCCAUGAGAAGAAAUACCUGUACCGCGUCUGCAAGUUUGCCGAGUGGUGUUUGGCCUACGGGACCCACGGCUGUCGCAUCCCAGACAGACCCUACUCUCUAUUUGAAGGUAUGGCAGGGGCCAUCUACUACCUGUCAGAGGUGGCAAACCCCGAAGCCUCCUGCUUCCCUGCCUUUGAACUUUGACCCGCCAGCUGACGGGGGACGAGGAAAGGGUACGGGGACAAGCUGUUUCAGACAAAACUCGCGUCUUUGCUGGAAAGCUAGACAAGGAUGUCUUUGUGAUGCAGCUUUCAGCCUUGGUCAUGUGUAAGCAGUGACCAAAUUACACUGAAAACUGAGAAGAGUGAGUGCAAUUGAUUGGUUUGGUAUAUAUAUGGUUUGGUUUGUGAAAUUGAAUCCAAAACAUAAAUGGGAGAUACAUUUUGGACAGGACUAUAGGUUGAAUGAUCCAGUGAACAUAAAAGCAGCUGCUGGACUGAAGAGGACUGUUAAUGGAUGAUUCUCUUCCUGAAGAUUGGACAUCCUGUGGGGCCUAUCGUAGGACUGCUGUCAAAACGUCCCCUGUCACGCUCCAGAGUGUUGGAACGAAAACCCCAUGUCUCUUCCUCACCCUUUUACAAGUUAUUGCCAGCUGGCAUGGACACAGAAGAACACACUCUAAAACCUCAGCCUUUAAUAUCACAGCACCCAGGCCAAGAAAAGAGGGUGUGGAGUGAACUAAAGCGGUUGUGGUAUUUUUAUGCCUCUGCAUGCUCACUGUAAUUGGCUCGUGGUGCCUCAUAUCCUGUAGUGAUUUCCUAUUUGUGUGUGUGUGUGUGUGUGUGAUGUGUCAUUUCUCCAGGUAUUUGUCACAUAGUGGGGGGAAAGUUUCUCUGUCCUCUUUCAUUUCAUGAAGAAGUCAACUAGCUUAGUGCUAGGUUUAAUAGAAGCUAAACAAUAUAUCAGCUGUUAAGUCAAACUUGAGGAGUAACUAAUCCAAGUGCCCAAGACGAGCGACUUUGAAGCAAAUUGUACAUAGUGGCUAAAUGGUGGGAUUGUAACUUCAGGGGCCCUCUCGGGAUGCCAUUCCCCCAUAGACUUAGAUUGGGAAAGAGACGUCGGUAACUUAACAGAUAAUUAUUUUUCAGUAAAUCAACUUCCCAAUACCAACACUCAAAUAGCUCUUAUUUUAUGCAUUAGGUUUUAAAAGAUGGAAAAGACUUAAGACACACCCAGUUGCAUCUAAUUUAGGCAAUUUUCCAUUACCAGUGCAGCAAUUUGCUACAGUUCUACAGAAUAUAAAAGAGCACCACAUGAACUGUUGGCCUUGGUCUACGUAACUUCAGUAUGUAGCCGGACUUUAUUACUUUUAACUUGCCAUUUGUGACAACUGUAACCCUUUCAAUUAGCUUAGCUGCUAAUCGCUAGCAUGCUAACUAUUGUUAUUAGUGUUAGGUAAGUGCUUUAAAGGUUCUGUUAUAGUGACAAAGUAUAAACUCAUACAAACAUUUGUGAAUUUGAGUUUACAUGCAAGGCCGGGAUGUGUGUAUGCUAGGGAUUAACAGUAGUGCUAGUUAUGUGUAUGCUAGGGAUUAGCAUGAGCAAUUCAUUAGCUAAAUGAAAGGGUAACAGCUACUCUUCACUAACACUCAUCUCUCUACAGUCUAGAGUUGGGAGACGUUGAAUACGUAGAAUACUUUGCACUGAAAUUUCUAAAUUUGGCGCUGAAUCCAUCAACACCACCACCAAAUACCAAUCACUAAGUCCCGCCCCUUGACUGCAGACUGGCCAAUCAUAGGGUAGCAUAAGACGGCUCCGACCAUGGUCAGACAACUAAUCGUCUCUCAUGCAACAGUUUCAGAUGUUCUUCAUGUUCAGGCUGGUUUAAAGGAUUUGGAGCUGGUCAUGGUUAAACGUUGCGUAACAGUGAUACUCGUUACCUGGAGAGGUUGGAAGGAGAUGUGUUUCUAAAAUGUCACAUUUCUAUGUAGAAACCUGUGGAGCUAACAUUAGCAUAGCGUUAGCACUACACAAGCUACAGAAGGUAUACUGAAUGUCUACACAUGCUGCUUUUGCUUUUUAAUUAUUGUAACGGUGAAUAAAGAGCUCCCUGGCUACAGGAA
Molecule: messenger RNA, 3719 nt
Organism: Anarrhichthys ocellatus (wolf-eel)
Lineage: Eukaryota; Metazoa; Chordata; Actinopteri; Perciformes; Anarhichadidae
Gene: lancl2
Product: LanC lantibiotic synthetase component C-like 2 (bacterial)
Exons: 10
Coding region: 505-1800 (431 amino acids)
Biological process (GO): carbohydrate metabolic process; peptide modification
Cellular component (GO): plasma membrane
Source: RefSeq, a predicted model, not a curated record